This is a messenger RNA of Abrus precatorius (Indian licorice), 1608 nucleotides long. RefSeq names its product cytochrome P450 714C2-like. The coding region runs from base 1 to 1608 and encodes 535 amino acids. The transcript is spliced from 5 exons. Lineage: Eukaryota; Viridiplantae; Streptophyta; Magnoliopsida; Fabales; Fabaceae. Gene Ontology annotation, molecular function: monooxygenase activity; oxidoreductase activity, acting on paired donors, with incorporation or reduction of molecular oxygen; heme binding. The record is from RefSeq and is a predicted model, not a curated record.
AUGGAGACAAAUAUACACAUCAUAUCUUUAACAACACUGAAAAUGAGUUCUCUGGCCAUGCAAAUCCACUUUGAUUCCCAGUUUUUCCCAUCACUUGUGUUGUUGAUUGGCUUUACUGUAUCGUUUAUGUUAUACAACACCCUUGUGAGGAAGCCAGAGAGAAUUCGAUCUAAGCUAAGGAAGCAAGGUAUCAAUGGUCCAACACCAACUUUACUACUUGGAAAUAUAACGGAGAUAAAGAAAAAUAGACAACAUACUGUUGCAAAGUCUCCCGUUGAACUAGACCCUUAUGCUUCUCAUAACUGUGCUUCAAUUCUCUUCCCUUUCUUUGAGAAAUGGAGGCAGAAAUAUGGUCAAGUGUUUAUGUUUUCCCUUGGAAACACACAAAUAUUGUAUCUGGAACAACCUGACAUAGUGAGAGAUAUCACCACAUGCACAUCAUUGGACUUGGGGAAGCCUGAAUAUCAGCAGAAAGAAAAAGGGCCGUUGCUUGGUCAUGGAGUUAUAUCUUCAAAUGGGACUAUAUGGGCCAAUCAAAGGAAGAUCAUAGCUCCAGAACUAUACAUGGAGAAGGUUAAGGGAAUGAUGAGCAUAAUUAGUGAGCCUACUAUUUCUCUGCUAAAUAUGUGGAGCAGUAGAAUAGAUUCAGAAGGUGGAACUGCAGAUAUAAAAAUUGAUGACGGCAUAAGAAGAUUCUCUGGUGAUGUUAUUUCAAAAGCAUGCUUUGGAAGCAAUUAUUCCGAAGGAAAAGAAAUUUUCUCAAAACUCGCAGCUCUCCAAGAGAUCAUGUCCAAGAAAAACUUUUCCUCUGGGAUCCCAGGCAUGAGAUACAUUCCAACGAAGAGCAAUAAAGAAUCAUGGGCAUUAGAAAAAGAGGUGAAAAAUUGUAUACUACAAGUGGUGAAGAAGAGAAAGGAAACUGCUAAUGAGAAUGACCUACUGCAAAUGAUUCUUGAGGGUGCUGAGAACAGGGAUCUAUCUCAGGAGGCCACUGAACGCUUCAUUGUUGAUAACUGCAAGAAUAUAUACCUGGCAGGAUAUGAGACCACUGCAGUUGUUGCUACAUGGUGCCUCAUGUUACUGGCCUCAAAUCAAGAGUGGCAAAAUCGUGUUCGUGCUGAAGCACUGGAAAUUUGUGAGGGUAAAAUCCCAGAUUAUGGUAUGCUUCAUAAGAUGAAGCAGCUAUCAAGGGUUAUUCAUGAAUCAUUGCGUCUAUAUCCCCCUGUAGCUGUGAUGUCAAGGGAAGCUUUCAAGGAUAUGAAGUUUGGGAACAUUCAUGUCCCAAAGGGUGUUAACAUUUGGACAAUGGUUUUGAUUGCACAUACAAAUCCUAAUGUGUGGGGACAUGAUGCCUACAAAUUCAACCCUGAAAGGUUUGCCAAUGGGAUCACAGGUGCUUGUAAGAUGCCACAUUUGUACAUGCCCUUUGGGAUAGGACCAAGAGUGUGUCUUGGAAGGGACUUGGCCAUGAUUGAACUUAAGAUGUUGUUAUCUCGGAUUUUGUCCAAAUUCUUUUUCUGCCUCUCUCCUAAAUACAUUCAUUCUCCUAUACUUAGGCCCUUGAUAGAGCCUGAACAUGGAGUACAUUUGCUGGUGAAAAAACUAUGA